Messenger RNA from Lycium barbarum (goji berry), 665 nucleotides. RefSeq names its product pseudo histidine-containing phosphotransfer protein 2-like. Gene Ontology annotation, molecular function: histidine phosphotransfer kinase activity; protein histidine kinase binding. Gene Ontology annotation, cellular component: cytoplasm; nucleus. The transcript is spliced from 6 exons. Gene Ontology annotation, biological process: cytokinin-activated signaling pathway; phosphorylation; phosphorelay signal transduction system. The record is from RefSeq and is a predicted model, not a curated record. Bases 41 to 451 code for a protein of 136 amino acids. NCBI's taxonomy places the organism in Eukaryota, Viridiplantae, Streptophyta, Magnoliopsida, Solanales, Solanaceae.
AUAUAUAUAUAUAUAUAUAUAUAUAUAUAUAUAUCAAAAUAUGCAACGCCAAGCUGCCUACAUGAAGAGAAGCCUCUUCAAUCAGGAAUACCUAGAUGAACAAUUUAAUGAGCUUGAAGAACUGCAAGAUGAUGAUAACCCUAACUUCGUGGAGGAAGUUGUUAACCUAUUCUUCACGGAUUCAGUUAGAUUGAUCCGUAAUAUUGAGCUUGCUCUGGCAAAUGGACCUUACGAUUUUGGCAGGCUGAAUGAUAUGAUGCACCAAUUCAAGGGUAGCAGCUCAAGUAUCGGUGCCAAAAGAGUGAAAAGAGAGUGCUCUCAAUUUCAGGAGUAUUGCAGUGAAAGAAAUAUCGAAGGGUGCAAGAGGGCAUUCCAAGGGGUGAAGCAAGAAUAUGCCACUCUCAAAAUUAAGCUUGAUGCUUAUUUUCAGAUGGCAAGAGAAGCCUCUUGAAUGAAUCCUGAUCAAUGGCAGUAUCAGAGUUGACAAGAUAAGCCCCAUGUCUUCCAUCAAAGUAGCUCACAUGUAUCUGAGUGAAUCAUAGACCAAGUCUUGUUACUAUCAAAUAAAACCAUGCAGGACAUUACAAAAUGUCAGCUGGGAGCAUUGUAUACUUAUAAAACCUGUUGCUGCUGCUUAUUAAUGAAAAUCUUAUGUUUAUCUGCAA